CCGCCGACGACCUCAAAGUUCAAACUCAGGCACUCAGCUCACAACCCAAUCUAUGUCUCUGGUACUUUCUAGCUAAGUCGCUCUGACACAGUUGAGCUAGCAAUGACUGCUGAUAGCACUCUCGACUUGGCAGAUAUAAAAAGUUUUUGUCCAUGCAGGGACACUGAAAUUGAAGAGCUCCAUGCGGUUCUCACAAAUCUACCACGCCCAAGCAGCUUACUCGUAUAUGGGCAGCAUCAGACUUGCAAAACGCGCCUGUUGAGCACUUACCUAGCUCAAGCGGCAAAGUCAGGAUUGUCGCAUCUACAACGGGUAGCGAGACUCGAUGUCAGGCAAUGCAUUACGCAACGAUCGUUUUACGAGCGUACCAUCGAUGAGAUCCUUGGAACAACAAUCAUGUACAACAGAGACGGGAGGCUAGAGUCUGACUCGGUGGCGAUAGAUAACCUGGAUGCAUUCCACAGACGGCUCGUGCGAGUUUUAAGCACAGAUGAUCAGCAAGAUACAAUCAUUGUCUUUGAUCACUUUAGUCUAACGCAGUUCGACAACUCCGAAGCCAUCAUGACGAUGAUUGUGGAAGUUCUCCAGUCAUGCAAGGGUAAUGCAACGGCAAUCUUUGUCGUGUCGAGAUACAGUGAUGUGCCACGCACAUUAUCGCUACCGACCAUUCAUUUUCGAUUAUACACGCCAGCGGACAUCUUGACUAUCUUGAAGCAAGACGCUGAGCGGGCUUACGAGCAGGCCGAUGAAGUUGACUCUGCUCUUUGGCCAAGCAUCUGGCAGCAUUAUUGCCAGACGAUCUACGGCACCUUUGUUGAGCUCGUGGGCCAUGAUUUGCAAUUAUACAGACUACUCGCCAAAAAGCUACUGCCUGCAUAUCUCGAACCUGUUCGUCAGGGUCGUCUAGAAGCCACCAAUCAUGUGCAACUCGCGAGAGCAGCUCAAGCCGCCAUGGCGAGAGAAGCUUGGAUCACGGAGGAAGAGCAAAUCACAGAAGAUCAAUCUGGUCUCACUGUUCAGCAGCGCAAAAUGGCCCAUGAAAGUGAAUUAUCGGUGAGCACACGCUAUUUAUUGGUUGCUGCCUUUCUUGCGUCUUAUAAUCCAGUGCGAACAGAUGUCAUGUUCUUCAGCAAAGGUCGAGGCCCUGCAAAGAAACGCAGAGCAGCUGUUGGCAAACAUGCAAAAGCAGAACAAUUGCCUCAAAAAGUACUUGGCCCAAAAGGCUUUCCUAUUGAGCGUAUGAUUGCGAUUUAUCAUGCCAUCUCGCCAAGAACUGUCCCUGACGAUGUCACAAUCGACCAGCAGGCAAGUCAUCUUCAGUGCUUGUAUCAAAGUUAACCUUCAGAUUGCCACAAUUGCUUCGCUGAAGCUGAUACAGAGAAUUGGAAGUUCAUCAGCUGACUUGCUCG
Molecule: messenger RNA, 1409 nt
Organism: Protomyces lactucae-debilis
Lineage: Eukaryota; Fungi; Ascomycota; Taphrinomycetes; Taphrinales; Protomycetaceae
Product: origin recognition complex subunit 5 C-terminus-domain-containing protein
Exons: 2
Coding region: 103-1338 (411 amino acids)
Biological process (GO): DNA replication initiation; DNA replication
Cellular component (GO): nuclear origin of replication recognition complex; nucleus
Molecular function (GO): DNA replication origin binding
Source: RefSeq, a predicted model, not a curated record